Acanthamoeba castellanii str. Neff is the source of this 4002-nucleotide messenger RNA. Its product is annotated as protein kinase, putative. The transcript has 18 exons. Gene Ontology annotation, biological process: protein phosphorylation. The record is from RefSeq and is a predicted model, not a curated record. Gene Ontology annotation, molecular function: protein tyrosine kinase activity; ATP binding. Bases 1 to 4002 code for a protein of 1333 amino acids. NCBI's taxonomy places the organism in Eukaryota, Discosea, Longamoebia, Acanthamoebidae.
AUGAGCGAGCACGAAGGUGAAGGCCUGCUCGACUCAUACCGUUGCCUUGGCAAUGACUGGCUCUCCGGAGCCGAGAGCGCGGGCACUGACAAACUGCCCGGUGUGCCGCCCGGUGCCGCCCACAAGGGACCCGGCGGUGGCGAUGGCGCUGGAUUACUGCACAGCGCGCAUCGCGACACCGAAGAGGAAAUGGAGGCCGACAGCGGGGGCAGCGGGGCCUACCUCCUCUCGGCCUCGCGCGUGACGAGCAACUCGUCCGACUGUACCGACACGACGUCGGCGGCCUGCUCCUCCUCCUCGUCCUCGGACAACAGCGACGAUGAUGGCGAUGAUGGUGACGAUGGCUACAUGACCUACAAAGGUGGCGCCGGCACAGAAGAACACACUUACCUCAACAGCCAGUGGGACACCACCGACGCGCCGGGCGAGAUGCAGCGCCCGCAGGCCCGACGCGCCCAACCCGUGGUCCCGCCGUCGUCGCCGUCAUCGUCAUCGUCGUCGUUGUCGGUGCCUCCCCAGCGGGCGGCGCAGGCGGUGGCGAAGGCCCAGCACGGCCUGCGCGCCACGCGCAGUCGAUUGUCCAUCAAUUCGCUGCCCAACCUACUGAAGGAGAAGACCGACGAACUGGACCUCGACUACCGCGAAAUCAACGUCAACGAGCUUGACCUUGAAGAAAAGCCCGUCGGCAAGGGCGCGUUUGGUACCAUCUACAAGGGAUCCUGGAGAGGAGCCAAGGUGGCCAUCAAAAAGCUCAAUGUUCUAUCCAUGACUGAAAAGGAGCUCUACGAGUUCCGACAUGAGGUCACACUCAUGAAGUCCCUGUGCCAUCAUCCCAACAUCGUCGAUUUUAUUGGGGCGUGCACGACUCCACCGCAUUUCUGUCUGGUCUCCAAGUACUACGCCAACGGAAGCGUGAAGGACUACCUCGACAGGCAUAAAGAUGUCCCUUGGAUCACGAUCGUGCGGUUUGCGCGAGACGCCGCCGCGGGCGUGCUCCAUCUCCACUGCGAACACGUUGUGCACAGAGACCUGGCUGCCCGCAACGCGCUAGUGGACGACAAUCUGAACGUCAGGGUGUGCGAUUUCGGGCUGGCGCGACGGAUGACGGCCCAGGCGCAGGAAAACACAUCGACCCUCCUCCCCGUGGCCUACAUGGCCCCCGAGUCCAUCAGGAAGCAAGAGUACUCGAUCAAGUCCGACAGCUUCUCCUUUGGGGUCUUCCUGUGGGAGAUUGUCACCAGGCAGAAGCCGUAUGUGGGGAAACCGCUGCUGGAGGUGGCCUUUGGGGUCACGAUCGAGGGACUGCGGCUCAAGAUCCCCGAUCACUGCCCCGACAUGUUUCGUCUGCUGAUGGGGAAAUGCUGGGAAACAAACCCAGAAGACCGCCCCGAUUUUUACGAACUGUUCUUGACGCUCGAGGAGUAUCUGGAGCAGCUGGAGAUCGAGGAGGCCCAUCAAAAGGAGCGGCAGCGCAAGCUGGAGCUCGCCAGGCGGACGGAGAUGAACAGCGGCGGCCCCGACGCGGCGCACUACGCGGCGUCCCCGUUGACCGCGCGCGGCCGCAUGCCGAUCCGCAUACGCUCCACCCCGCUGAUGGGCAAAGCGGCGCUGGCCUCGCCCUUCUUCGGCGUCUCCACGCACCCGCUCGACCGAAGCGCCGACGUGAGCGGCCGCAUGGUCCGCAGCGAGACGAUGCUCCUCAACAGCAGCAAGAAGAACACGUUCGCAGACAGCAAGCUGGACGGCGUCGGCGGCGCCGGCGGCAGCGAAGGACUUGGUGCGAGCCCGCGCGAGCGCAUGCCGCGAGCGGGGUCGGCGGAUGGGGUCGUGGCACAAAGCGCCGGAACGACGGAGAGCGGCGAACACGCGUGUGCCAGGGAGCCGCACGACGAGCCCCUCCAACAGCAGAUCCGCGUCAAGAAGGGCCUGGACGGUCGGGAGCUGGCCCAGUCCCCGGCCCCGCUGAGAAGGAAGGUCGGGUGGGCCGACCAGGAAGGAGAGGAAUCGAUGCUGCUGCAGAGGAGCUCGGAAGUGUUGGCCCGCUUGGCCAAGAGGCACGCCAUCGAUCCCGCCCACAUCGUUGACCAGUUCCCCUUUGAGAACGGAACGCACAGCCUCAUCUGCAAGGCGAAGCUCAUUACAUCAGACGCCGCGGAUCAGCAGUCGGGCGAUGGCAAACCGCUCCCUGUGGCGGUCAAGCGUUUGAGCAACUUCUUGCGUUCCGAGAAAGGCACUCGCGAGGACCUUCUUCUGCAAGCCGAGUUGAUGCUCGCCGUGCGUGACUGUCCCAACAUCGUCCGCUUUCUGGGCGCAAAUCUCGCGCCCGAGAACGAGUUCCUCGUGUUCCAGUGGGUCAAGCACGGCUCGCUGGCACAGUUGAUGUACGGGCUGGGCCGGCGGUGGAAAAAGCUUCGACGACAGAAGCCGUUGCUGCUCGUGCGAAUGGCGCAUGAUGUGGCCAAGGCCAUGAGCUACUUGCACGAGAAGGGCAUCGUUCACUACAACUUGGAGCCCAAAAACAUUUUGUUGGACAGCAAGUACCGAGCCCUGUUGUGCGGGUUCAGCCUGGCGCGGUUUGUGAACCGUCAGGCGGACGGUUCGAAGGCAACCACCACGGGGCUGGCCGAGCCCUUCCGCCAGCCGCAGAGCAGUAUACUGUUCUCCGCGCCCGAAGUGUGGAACGUUCACCUGCGCUCUGGAGGCCUCCGACCGGAAGCGACCGAUGCCGCCCAGCGGGAAGAAACCCAAGACACCUCUGGACCCCAGGACCACGGCUACGCCAGCGAUGUCUACAGCUUUGGCAUGAUGCUGUGGACGCUUUGGCACGGCUUUUCGCACGAGGAGCUGAAGAAGAGGCGAAAGCUGGUCCGUCGGGUGUGGGCCGCUGAGCAGCGUCGCUGUGAGGAGGUGGAAGGGGCCGCGGCCGACGACGAAAACAACGACGACGAGUGCGGCGUCGGUGACGACCGUGAGGAGUGGAGUAUCAAACGCGAAGCAGAGACGAAGGAAGAGGAGGACCAGAGGCACGAGAUGGCGACGUCGACGCCAGAAAGCAGCGCUCGAUCACCCGCGCGCGGGGCGGACUCGACGCCUCUCCGAGCGAGGCAGAGACGAGCCCGGGCCGAGGAGCAGGAGAAGGGCCUGCGCGACCUCAUGCUCGCGGACCAGAUGCCCCACGACUGGCUCAACCUGACCGAGGCAUGCCUCGCAUUCCACCCGGAGGAGCGACCCUCGUUCGACGUGAUCCUGCCGACGCUGAAGAACAUCUGGAAGAACUGGAAGGACGCAUUGGAAGCGCGUGGCGACAUCAGCCAGACCUCGGCCGGUAAAGCAGCGUUUCCGACGCCGCCGCCACCGGGCGACUCACCCUUCGUCUCCGCGUUGCCUGAGCGGCGGGCUGUGCCGCAAGAAGCCAGCGCGGAGGAGGCGGAAGAAGCCGACGACGCCGACGAGGACGAGGAUGCGUCAUCUCUGUCGCGGAUGUCGAGCUCGGCGUUCCUGUCCGCGCCUUCCUCGCCGUUCGACGCCGCGUCGUUUGCCUUCUCCCACCACCGGGACGGCGACGUGCCUUCCUCGCUCCGCUCGCUCCACUCCUUCUCCCUUUCGCCGCCGCUGCCGCCCCAGCUGCUGCCCGUGCCCGUGUCAGUGACGACGCUGAAGCGCUCAGCCCAGUCCUCGCCCUCCUUCUCUCGCACGGCCGAGACCAGGCGCUGCACCGGUGGUGAUGGUGGUGGUGAUGAUGAUGAUGAUGAUCGAAACUCGCUCGACCCCACGAGCGGCAGGCCCUCCACGCUCCCCGAUUCCGACGGCGAAGAUCGUGUCAAUGAGGAAGAAGAGGCGAGAGUGGCUGAGCGAGCGCGGUUGGAAGGCGAGAAGGAGGAGGAGGAGGAGGAAAACGAAGCCGGCGAUGAUGGCAUCGAUGAGGGCGACACCUUGGAUAGCUACGAGGAGAGCAGUCUGCUCACCUGCGUACCGAGCGCCGACCUGCGCCGCGAGCUGUAG